This is a messenger RNA of Lingula anatina, 3076 nucleotides long. RefSeq lists its product as uncharacterized. Gene Ontology annotation, molecular function: oxidoreductase activity. The record is from RefSeq and is a predicted model, not a curated record. NCBI's taxonomy places the organism in Eukaryota, Metazoa, Brachiopoda, Lingulata, Lingulida, Lingulidae.
CGUCAACAGAACGGCGGUGAUUGCACACGUGUAUGUUCAUACAGGUACAGGUUUGAGCAGUGUUUUCAAAGUCUAACUCAAAAUGGCAUCUCUUAAGGAUAAGGUUGUGAUCAUAACUGGGGCUAGUUCAGGUAUUGGUCAAGGUACAGCCAUCCACAUGGCAAGCCUGGGCUGUAAGCUGACCAUAAGUGGACGAAAGAUGGACAACUUGCAGAAGACGGCUCAGAUGUGUGAAGAACAGGGCUUGGCUAAGGAGAAGAUCCUAAUAGUCGGAGGAGAUGUUACUGAUGAUGCAGCAAUGAGAGAGCUGGUGGAAAAAACAAUUGAUUAUUAUGGACAGCUGGACGUACUGGUGAACAGUGCAGGCAUUGUGAUCAACCAUAACUGUGAAAAUAUCAAAAUUGAGGACUACGACACCAUGAUGAACAUCAACUGCAGAUCAGUGGUAUAUCUGUGUAGUUUAGCUAUACCACAUCUUGUUAAAACUAAGGGAACCAUUGUGAAUGUAUCUAGUGUCACUGGCCUGAGAUCGUUUCCUAAUGUCCUGUCUUACUGUAUGUCCAAGGCUGCAUUAGACCAAUACACCAGGUGUGCUGCCCUGGAGCUCGCACCUAAGCAAGUGAGAGUCAAUGCAGUAAAUCCUGGAGUUAUUGUGACAGAGAUUCACAAACGAGGAGGGAUGAGUGAAGAACAGUAUGCUCAGUUUCUCGCCCGUACCAAAACCACCCAUGCCUUGGGACGACCUGGGACAGUGGAUGAAGUGGCCAAGUGCAUCAGUUUUCUGGCUUCCGAUGAUUCCUCAUUUAUUACUGGUGCCACUGUGCCCAUUGACGGCGGAAGGCAUGCCAUGUGCCCUAGAUAAUACAUGUGCAAUACAUAGAUAGUUGAGUCUAAAAAUUACCUUGUUCAGAAUAUCUAUCUUCAGUACCACAUGCCUUGUAUCGAUGGUGGAAUUUUCCUUGCACAUAUAAUGCGGAGAGGGUGAAAGGGUGACGCUUGACCCGACCCCCCUCUUGAUGCUGUCGAUCCACUGGUUAUAUACUUUUGUCAACUUAAGAACUUUCAAGAGUUAACAUGUAUACCCAAAAUGCAGGGGCAGAUCCGGGAUUAUUUGAAGGGGGGGGGUCCGGGGAUGCAAAGUCGACCCUACUCCCUACCCCAUGCUGAGGGGCCUAGAAAAUUUUGGUAAACGGUACCAUUUGGUACUGUUUAGAACUAGUUAAAGUUCUAAUUUCAAGAGGGGACUAUUGGUGUGAUUUUUUCAGAAAUCGAAGGGGGAGUCAGGUCCCCCCUGACCCCUCCCCUAAAUCCACCUUUGAAAUGAAUUUUAUGUGCCGAAAUGAACCAAUUUAAGACCGGUAAUUGGUUCUUGUGUCUACCCUUAGUACGUGAUACAGCUUUGCAGCAUUAUUCCCACUUUCCUGAUUACGUUAGACGGUUAUAUCUUUUUGUUCUGUUCAUAUGAAUGUGCAGUGUGUGCACUGUAUUCACAUGGCAGCAGGUUUUGCUGCUUUAGGCCCGAGUGUUUAGUUUGCAUAUUGAGAAGACAUUUUAUUGUAAGCAAACAGUAUAUACUGAAGCAGUGAUUGUGGAAGUGCAUCGAUAUCAACUAGUAGACUCACUAAUAUUUACACUUUUAAUGCAGCAUUCUUGAUCUCAAAAGAUGUUAGAAAAUAUUUGCUGAUAACUAUAUUGAAUAAGUGAGUGUUACCGUUAUGUAAAGCCUCUCUUCUGGUCCUUAAAUCAAGUUCGGUCCCUUGGUUCUAAACUGUUUACCAGAGGCUCUGUUCUGGUCCUACACCUGUUACUGUCCAUCAUGACGUGCUCUAACGUGUACCCCAAACGUGUCCUUGGCUGACUCUCUUUUGGGCCCCAAACUUUUUCUGCGGUAUAGUCUUCAUUUGGAAACCUGCCAGUAUGACGUUCGGGGGAGGGGAGGGGAUUAAUUACUUGCAGUUGAGCAACUCAACUAACGAUCAUUUGGUUGAUUCGCGAGAUCAACGGACUAGCUGGCUAUUAUUUCACAGCAUAAAUUGAAAGAUAUAAAUUGCAGAGUAACCUUCUGUCGCAAGGAUACUACUUAUAAUUAUUUAUUCCCUUCAUGCCCCCCCCCCCCGGGUCAAUUGUAAUUAAUACUCCGUAUCUUGAUUAAUGUGGAAGAAUCGAAAGAUGUAAAGAGUGCGCAGACGUGCUUUUGACAGGUCAGGUCACGAAGUAACGGAUACGGCAUCUCAGGCCACAAAAUAUGGCUUCACAGGGCAGUGAGCAAACUCGAGAAAUUUCCCUCACGGAUAAUAUUCCGAGCAUAUAUGGUCACCCUGCUUCCGACAUGUCUUUACAACAAUUCAGUAUCAUUAUACUGAAUUCUAUUACUGUUCUAUUACUGAUGUUGUAUUCAACCAUCUAAUAAAAUUUAAUUGCAGGAUUUUACAAUAUCACUACUUUGCACCAUGGCUAUUAAAUGGCGCAGAGUACAGGUUCCAAACAGGUAUAGCUGCAAACAGUAAAAUUGUUUGAUAUUAUUAAAAAUAUAAACAAUUAUGUUGAUCAUAAUAACUAUAAACCACUCUGCAGGCUAACUGUCUACGGGUUAUUGCCAAGAUGGGUUUAGUUUAUAGCACUCUCCUCUAGUUCGGGACAUUUACAGAAUGUCUUAACCUCUCUCUCUCUCUCGUCAUGAAUCAAAGUCUCUGACAUUUAACAUUAGUAUUUAAAUUCAGGAUAUUUACAGAAAUGUGUGAACAUGAUAUUAAUUCGAGAUAGGAUAUUUUAUAGUGUUUGUAAAUGUUACAAAGGAAAUUACCAAAAAUAUAUAGCUUUCCAUAUUGAGAAGACAUGUUCCUCUACUACCCCUCCUAGAUUUCCUGGCCCGAGGAGCAAUAUAUUUGUCCUAAGCUCUGAAGCUCUGAACGCGCUUGAUAGAAACCAGAUGUGGAGAUAGUGAGAUUUUAUUGCCCGAGCCAGACUACCGACUUUCCAAUCUUAUUACAGGUUGAAGUAAGUGUGGGCGGGGGGUAUAUAUCUUCUUAACCGACCAAGCUAGAUAGUCACGAAACACGAUAAAGUAUAUCAGUAG